UUAUUAAUGGCGUAGCCAUUGUGGAGUGCGGACGUAUUUGUACAAGUUUCUCUGGAGCUGUUUCCCAGAAACAUCGCAGCUGCCCGGGUCUGCUCAGCAAACGUGCUAAAAUCGGUGUGAAAGGAUAGUUUUGAGUAGUCUAGUCGGUGGAUUUGGGUGAAAUAGUUGCUGUGGCGAUGUCGGAUACCACGGUAUCGCCCACACGAGGCCACCACAAUCGGAGACAGUUGCGCGAGAGGAAACAGAGAAAACUGUACUCUGAGGAGUGGACUCUGGCAGAUGAUGAGUAUGAGGGAGGCCGUGGAUUCAGUGUUGCUGAGAAGCUGGAAUCAGCACGUUUUGCGCAAGCGGGAAUGGUGCGCGAGAUGAAAGGAUCAGACUUGACUGUUGCGCAUCUGCAGCAGUACGGCUUCAACAUUCCGCUCCUGUUCAAGGAGAAGACAGGACUGGGUCUUCGGGUGCCAUCGCCCUAUUUUAGCAUAAAUGACGUGAGAAUGUGUGUCGGAUCGAAGCGAGUGCUCGAUGUUAUGGAUGUAAACACACAGAAAAACCUCGAGAUGACCAUGAAAGAAUGGCAGCAGUACUAUGAGGAUCAAGACAAGACACGUCUGCUAAAUGUUAUUUCGUUAGAAUUUUCCCAUACGAAACUCGACAAUUACAUUCAAAGUCCGGAACUCGUGAGACAAAUUGAUUGGGUUGACGUUGUAUGGCCCAAACAACUCAAAGAAGCCCAAGUUGAGGGUACAAAUUCUUUGAAUGACAUGAUGUAUCCCAAAGUACAGAAAUAUUGCCUGAUGUCUGUGAAAAAUUGCUAUACAGACUUCCAUGUAGAUUUCGGGGGUACUUCGGUAUGGUAUCACAUUCUUAAGGGCAGUAAGGUCUUCUGGCUCAUUCCACCGACAGAAAAGAAUUUGGCCUUGUAUGAGAAAUGGGUGUUGUCAGGGAAACAGUCGGAUAUCUUCUUCGGAGAUACAGUGGACAAAUGUGCCAGGGUGUAUUUGACUGCUGGUAACACAUUCUUUAUUCCAACGGGAUGGAUUCAUGCAGUGUACACUCCUACAGAUUCCCUAGUCUUUGGUGGGAACUUCCUUCACUCUUUUGGCAUUGUCAAACAACUGAAGAUUGCCCAGGUGGAGGAUACAACGAAAGUACCGCAGAAAUUUCGAUAUCCCUUUUUUACCGAAAUGCUGUGGUACGUCCUAGCAAAGUACGUCUAUACACUACUGGGUCGGUCCCAUCUUGACGGUGAACCCGAACGUGUGGAUGAACUUACGGGCCGACCUCAUAUUCAUCUAACACAUUAUGAACUGUUCGGACUGAAAGAGAUCGUGAUGUAUCUAUAUGAUUUGCCACCGAAUAAGAAGAACGUGCCGGACUUAAUUAAGGACCCCGUGGCCCUGAUUAAGGAUGUUAGAACACUGGUUGAGAGACACUGCAAAGACAGCCCAGAACUAGCCAUUACAGGACGUCCAGUUCUCAAAGCCGAACCCGAUAGCACAGAACCCGCAACGAUGUCCACGUAUGAUCUUGGCGUGGACAGCAGUGAUAAUUCUACGAGCACAAGUCAUCAGCACGGAGACUUUCUCCCACCGAGUGCAGCAUCCGCCAAUCGAGGCGGACCCCGAGGACCAUACAAGAAGCAAUCCUUCCCACAGGGAGUACAACAGCGCUCCCAGGGCAGCACUGGGCAGAACAAUGCAUCAGGCGGUCCAAGGAGACGCAGAACCCGCUGCAAGGUCUGCGAAGCCUGCCAGAGGUCUGACUGCGGCGAAUGCAGUUUCUGCCUGGAUAUGGUUAAAUUCGGAGGACCUGGGCGUGCCAAGCAGACCUGCAUGAUGAGACAGUGUCUGCAACCGAUGCUACCAGUAACUGCACAAUGCAUCUACUGCCACCUUGACGGUUGGCGCCAAACUCCGGUAGCGCCUCAAGCCAAGCUUCAGGCUUCGCUUGAGGGUCCGUCAUCACUUAUGGAGUGUUCAGUGUGUUAUGAAAUCACCCACCCGGACUGCGUCCAACGCCAUGCACCCAAUAUCAGUGGAAUUGUUAACGAGGAUCUACCAAACAGCUGGGAGUGUCCCAUCUGCUGCAAAUCCGGCAAAAACACCGAUUACAAGCCACGUCAUUUCCGAGCACGGCAAAAGUCUUCAGAGAUCCGUAGAAUGUCCAUAAGCAGUGACGCAUCCUCAGCUAUUGAUCACAAGCCAAUUGAGGCACAUGGUGACUUUGGAGGAAUGUCCAGUGGAUCGGAUUCUGAGACACCAGGAAAGUCAAGUAUUCGGAAAUUGGGGGUGAUUAGUCCGUCGAACAGUUCGAACACCCCCAUCAAGUUCGAAAUCAAACAAGAGCACGAUCUCAAUUCGCCCACGCAGGAACACUUGACUGGAGGUAGUAUCGUAAAGCGUCGGAAAAGUGACGAUGGGGGCAGUAUGUGCAGUAGUAUGCAUGAGUCUGUGGAGACAGUAGAGCAUAGUGUUCCCAGGAAGAAAUCUUCACUGAGGACUCAGUUGGCACAUCAAAUCAUUAGUUCAUCUACAAAGGUGCUAAAAAAGCCAGUUUAUGUUGUGAGACCAGCACAAGCUGGUGGGACUACGCCCUCCCCCACUGGACACUAUGCCCUGGAUCCCACUUGUCUUCUGGCGAUUUUCCGGUAUUUGUCACCAGAGGCACUGAUCACAUGCUCUUUGGUGUGCAAGAUCUGGUCCACAGUGUCCGUAGACCCAUCUCUGUGGCGUCGUAUGAACUGUGCCCAGUAUAAACUUUCAGCAAGUCUCCUCACAGCCAUUGUUCGAAGACAACCUGAACACCUGAUCCUAGACUGGACCAGUCUCGCUAAGAGACAAUUGACAUGGGUGAUUGCCCGAAUUCCGGGCCUCAAGAACUUGAGCCUUCAAGGCACGCCAAUUCAAGCCGUUGUAGGCCUCCAUACGUGUCUCUGUCCCCCACUACAAAUCCUCGAUCUCAGUUUUGUGCGCGGUCUCAAUGAUUCCGCCAUCCGUGAGAUCCUGUCGCCACCCAAGGACUCUCGGCCCGGCCUCACGGACUCUAAAUCCCGCCUGAGGAAUCUCAAGACCCUCAAGCUAGCCGGCACAGAGAUUUCGGAUGUGGCCCUACGCUACAUCACCCAGGGCCUGCCAUCACUUCUCAUCCUCGAUAUUUCGUCGUGCCAGAGAAUCACAGAUGCUGGUAUCUUUCAAAUUGGCACGUCGACAAGUGCCAUAAACACCCUGGUGGAGCUCAAUUUGAGCAGUUGUAAACUCGUGACAGAUCUCUCGCUCGACUACCUGGAGAAAUGUGAGGCUCUGACGCGUCUCGAUCUGAGACACGUGCCACAAGUGCCCACACAGGCUGUAAUUAAGUUUGCAGCCAAGUCAAAGCACAAUCUCCAUGUGCAGGACGUUAAGCUUGUCGAAAGGCGAAAAAAUGUCACGUAGAUUUAAGGCAGAGAGACAAAAUCAAUUUUACCUCUUAAUCAAUUUGCAUUUAAGACAGGUAUUUCUUAAGGGUAUUUCUCUAUCAUUUGUCGCUUCAAUGGUAUAGGCAAGAAUUGAUCGGGAUUUGUGUAUUGUAUAGGGCUCACUUUUAGAUAAUUCUGAGAAAGUUUUUUUUUAAUAUUCUAACAAAAGAAUAUUUUCAACUUUAGCAAAAAAAUAAUGAGCCCUUAUAUGAGAUAGAGUAACAGACCUGAGACAAAAAUACUGAAGCAAUAUUCGAAAUUUCAACCGAAUAUUCGAAUAGUAAAGAUUACGUCUACAGUCAAACUACGAAGAUUUACCCUAGUAAAAUUUCGGAUGUUCGUCUCUGGCUAAUGAAAAAUCUAUGUAUGACCGAUCUCUUCUCUUUUGUUGUCGCCACUGCGAAGAACGUGCAUUCCACUGAAAGCUUUAGUCAAACGAAUUUACUCAGAAUUGACACAAUUCUUCUAUUCACACUUCUGGAAAGGACAUCUAGUAUCCGGCUUUCAAAUAGUAAUAAUUCUCAAUCAAGGGAAAGUUGUUUAGAAGAGAAAUAGAUAAAUGAAAUGAUAAGAUUUGUGCAGAAGGAAUACCAAAUGGACAUAAAACUGAAGGUCCGAAUCAAUAUAGAAUAGAUGACAGCGAUAACGCAAGGUGGAGCUACAUUGAGCUAGGACUAGAAACUAGAACUGCAUUAAAAACGCUAUUUUUUCGCACAUUACAAAAAGAAGCUGGACCUAGCCUUAAUUUAUUGUGGAUUCGCAAUUGUUUUGUCUAUUUAAAUUGCAUUACGUUAACGUCCAGAUUCCUUUAAAACAUCAUCAUAUUUGCACUAUAGUUUAUCAUAGGACCCUGGCCUCACUUACGACUCAUCUCCAGUCCGUCCGGUCUCACGUCAACUUCCUCUAGUUUCGUACUUUUAAUUUAUCCAAAUUGCCCUCUACCUGGUUGAUCCACCUUCUUUUUGGUCACCGAACUGAUCUUUUUCAGGUGGGUUUCCAUAUAAUGCUCUUUUCUUCGAUAAAUUUAGCUUUAUUCUUAGCACGUAUCUGAUCCAUCAGGAAAAAAAUCACUUAAAAACUUAAAGGGAAGUAAGAACUUUCUUCUACAGUCUUUUAAAACAGAUUACUGUUUGGUUCUUAAACGUGCGUAUGACUACACAAUAAUUCUAGAAUAAAUUAACUAACGUCACCAAGUAUACUUCUAUAUUGUAAAAUGAGAACGUUGAAUGAAGCCUGGGAAACAGUCCAUCAGCAUGUUAAAGCUACCACAAAAGAUUGACUCAUAAGCAAAUCGAUGUAAUUCCAGUUUAUGGCUCCUGGAAAAAAUGUAUGGGUUUCCAAGGGUUCCCCGUAGGUUUCUUUUGUUACAAUCCUUACAAUUAUCCGUUCUUCGAUUUCAUUUUUCUCCGGAAUUCUGACACUUAGCUCUUCCCAGCCCUGGCGAUAUAUAUUCUUAAUAUUGUCAGUUGCAUCGACCGUUGUCGUAUUUGCAUUUCUAUUGUGUCAGCAUUUGACGCAAGAUGCGACAUCUGUAUCGUAACUUGCACCAAAUGCAAACACAAAACAAAUGCAGAUACGACAACGGUCGACGCAACCGACGAUAUAUUAGACCUGUUCUUAAUAUAUUCUGUAAAUCUGUACGCCUGUUUUUUUUUUUGUUGAUUAAGAGCAUUGAGGUCGAAAAUUGCCCUGAGUAGAUUCCAUGUUGUAGUUUUGUCUUCUGGGCCACAAUCAUCAAACAAAACUUUGGGGCUUUCAGCAAAGGUGGCUCUCAACACAGCACACCAUUUUCUCAAUUACCUCCAAAUAAUCUAUUAUUUUUUUUGAUUCAAGUCCAUCAAAUUUUCCAUUACUCUUUAAUUUUUUCCGCUUCCAGACAAAUUUGUGGUCUUUGCUACAUCUGCUGGCUUGGCUAUAUCGGCUAUAUCAGUUAGAAUAACUCGGUUGUCUAUCCAAUAGACAACUGAAGCCUGUGUUUUUAUCACCUACAAAGUUUCUUUUUGCGUCAACUCUUACCUGCUUAAAUGGCUCAUAUUGUCCUAAAACAUGAUAGGGGAAAGUACUCUCCCUUCGAACGUUCAUGCCUUCGAAUAUUGUGAAUUUCUUUUACUUUACCUAAGAGACUUUCACGAAAUUAUCAUUAAUUGAUAACAAGCUAACAUAUAUUUAAUAGAAAUGUGUAAGUCUCUUGGGAAAACUAAAAGAAAAUUCACAUUAUUCGAAGUCAUGAACGUUCGAAGGGGAAGUACGUUGCCCUAUUAAAAUUACGUAGAACAUUCUACUGUGGAUAUUGCGUUCAGCAGCUUCUUAGCUUCUCUAUUAUUUUCUUUAAGUACCCGGUAUCGCAAAUCUCGUAUAUCGUCCAUCUGCGUAAAGUCGCACAUGGUACUUGUGAAGUCUCCUGAAGAGAUCAGCUUCUAAUAUCAAUGCGAUGUUUAUUUUAGUUGUCCGUAAGCUAAUGGUCCAGGGCCUCGAGUGGGUCAGUGGAUAGAGUAGUAGCUCUAUGACUGCGAGGUCUGGGGUUCAAAGCUGAGCAGCAGCAGAAAAAGAUUUCUCAUGCCAUAUCGGCUUUGAAUUCGUCCAGUGAAUGAAUGAAUAGUAAUGUCAAUGGUGCAUAUUGGCAAAAAAAAAAAAAAGUGAACCGCCUAAACAAUAGAGGCUGGUACGAAAACGAGUUUCGACAUGAAAGCGGUACUUCAGUCGAUACAAAUAUUCGCUGUCACUGAUCCCAAACACACACCGAGAAGGGAUGCUGUGAUAUAGUAGCGGCACUGACUGCUCACAGAGCUGUGAUAUUGAGCGGCUACCCGUAUCGGGGGAUAAGAUAGAAUAGGAGUGGGGAAGCAUAAGGGGCCCAAUUGGUGGCCUGGAUGCAUCGGAAUAUCCGAAAUGGAGAACUGACCCCUGGCAAAAUCUUAUCUUAUCUUAAGCUAAUGGUCCUUCUGAAAAUUAUGUUAGAUAUGAAAAUAUUAUUUAAAGACCAAUAGGAAAUAGCACGCUUGGGCCGAUAUAUUGCACUGUCAUAUCUUCUUGAUAAAAAACCUAAUGGAUUUCCUGACCAAAGGUCUUCUUAUGUCUCCUUAAAAAAGUUUUCCAUACGAGCCUGUACGGAUUCUUUCCUGCUAAUUCAAUACGUGAUGAAGAGUUCGAGUUAAGCUUCUCGCAGAUUCUUGCAAUAUAAACGAAAGCAAAAGACUUUGAAUAAUUGUCUAAAAAUAAAAAUCGUAAAUCUUCAGGGUUCGACGACAUCCUGAAAAAAAAUACUAAACGAUCAAAAGCAAAAAAAUAAUUUGAGACAAAAGGUCCCUCAGGAGUUAUUUCGCUUAUUAAACAAGUUAAGAUAAUUAAAAAAAAAUACCUUUUGAAUUUUCAAUUAAUAGAUUACUAACAAAAUUGUGCAAUAUUCAUUAUGUACAUCUCAAUUUCAAGAAUUCUAUUUAAUUUCUUGAUUUUUUAUCAUUAAAUAUUAAAACAAAAAAUUCGAAUGGACAUGAACAGCUUCUAUUUAAAGUUCAUUUUAUCAAAUAUAAUCCGUGCUUCACUAUUUUUGUAUCUGGUCUGUUGAUAGAUUAGUGUUUGAAGAAUUUUACAAGCUUUUUUCUCCCUUACGGAAUUUGGCAUAUUUUUGCCAUUUUUUCCAAAAGUCAGGUGAUUUAUUGUGAAAGAUAGUCACAAUGUUUAAUAGAAGUAAUAAUAGUUUGCAGUGCCCCAUAUUUCCGCAAUUAGUGUGUUAUUUGUGAAAA
Molecule: messenger RNA, 7197 nt
Organism: Phlebotomus papatasi
Lineage: Eukaryota; Metazoa; Arthropoda; Insecta; Diptera; Psychodidae
Gene: Kdm2
Product: jmjC domain-containing histone demethylation protein 1
Exons: 5
Coding region: 177-3431 (1084 amino acids)
Biological process (GO): regulation of transcription by RNA polymerase II; protein demethylation
Molecular function (GO): DNA binding; zinc ion binding; histone demethylase activity
Source: RefSeq, a predicted model, not a curated record